Molecule: messenger RNA, 444 nt
Organism: Cladophialophora psammophila CBS 110553
Lineage: Eukaryota; Fungi; Ascomycota; Eurotiomycetes; Chaetothyriales; Herpotrichiellaceae
Exons: 1
Coding region: 1-444 (147 amino acids)
Source: RefSeq, a predicted model, not a curated record
AUGCCAACCUUCAAGAGUCUCCUCCCAUCUCUUCUCCUUCUCCCAUCGUUGGGUCUCGCGUCUCCCUUCCCGAAUCCAGCCGCUACUCCCCAGUCCUCGGACGACACGGAUCAAAUCACCUGCUUCGAGCCUGGAAGCGGACUCGUCACCACUCAACAGGCCAACGACCUCGUCAACGAGUUCGAUCGCCUUAUCUGCCAAUCAAAUCCGAGCGCACCCAUAUCGCUUAACCCAUUAGAGGGUGUCUCGGUGGAUGACCCGUCGGGAACAAUCAUCUUUCAAAACACCUUGAACAUGGUGGCAACUCCGCCGAGCUGUGGAGAGGUGGUGAACGAUUUUCAGAAGCUGUUGGCUCAGUGCUUCACUGGGCAGGGUAGCUAUGGUGGCGUAUUGAUCGAGACUGCUGGUGGUGGGAGGACCUCGUAUGUCAUCAAGUCGCCAUAA